This is a messenger RNA of Fusarium venenatum, 291 nucleotides long. The record is from RefSeq and is a predicted model, not a curated record. NCBI's taxonomy places the organism in Eukaryota, Fungi, Ascomycota, Sordariomycetes, Hypocreales, Nectriaceae.
AUGUCAGAAACUUUCCUGCACGUUCGACUGCUUGUUUCUACCGAGCACGACCCCAUGACCGCCCACGUCUUUACUGCUGACAUCGGCCGCAAUCAACGAUCCCGUCGCAGUGGCGAAAUAAUUUCCGAAAUAGAAAAUGGCCGUCCGAAUGAACCCAGCCUCGAAGAACCCAAGCAGAAAUCGGGUGGCAAAGAACGUAUGCACAUUAGUGACCCAAGCUUGUGUCAAGGCGAUGGUUCCCCAAAUAAGGACUUGGCCUGUCAGCCAGAUUGGUGCGCCGAGCUUUUGUAG